This is a messenger RNA of Boeremia exigua, 1716 nucleotides long. RefSeq lists its product as uncharacterized. The transcript has a single exon. The record is from RefSeq and is a predicted model, not a curated record. NCBI's taxonomy places the organism in Eukaryota, Fungi, Ascomycota, Dothideomycetes, Pleosporales, Didymellaceae. Bases 1 to 1716 code for a protein of 571 amino acids.
AUGGUGCUUGGGAUCCUAAUUGCAGUGGUCACUGCUCCUGGUCUACUCGGCAGCCAAGAGGCCAUUCGUCAAGGCCAAUCAAAAGAUAAAAGGGAGGAACAUCGUGCACGUCGGUGCAACCUUAUCGCUACCUGCGUAAAGUCGUCAGCACGAAGUCGGGAGAUUGACGGACGGCCAGUCGUGCUUCGCGAUGGGAAGCUCUGGAUUGACACAACCACUGAUGACGGUGAGCCAUUCGGCCACACGUAUGCUGGAUAUUAUCUGCCCUACCCCGAUUCGAGUCACGAAGGUCUUGUCACAACUAUCACAGAUGUUGCACCAAUCAUGAAUUGGGUGUAUAUUGACAGAGAAACGCAUGAGGCUAGAUAUGGCGUGCGAGCUGAUGCGCAACCCAAUCUUACUGGUCCUUUCAAUUGUACAAGACAAGAUCGCCGUCUAACCUUCGAAGGCUGGGAAGGGUGGUGCGCUGUGGAGGAAUUUGAGGGACACUGGUCUCUGUACUUCGAUGUCGAUGACAACGGUUUGAAGUCAAAAGUUGCAUCGGGUACAAGAGUGUUAGAAAUCGAAUUGAGUAGAAAGGAAAAAAGAUUUCAGAAACAAGAGGAAGUGCGGCAACAAGAUCAGAAAAUUGCAAGGGCAGUGGAUGCUCAGAAAGAUGCGCCUGUUGAUCGUCCUUUGCAGCAAGAUGAUGGGUUCAAAAGACCUGGCGUGUUCGGUGAACCGUUGCCGGGACCUAUAUCAGUAUACGCAGAAGACUUAGUGCCAGAAACGCCAUUGCCGGCCCGCUCAAAUCCACGCAAGUCUACAAUCCCGCCAAUAUCCCAAAUAUCCAGCAAACGGGCGGCGGAUAUAUUGGACGACUCCCUGGCUAUAGAAAAGCCAGCAGUCUUAAAUACCCAACCAGAGAACAACUCUACAUCUCCACCACGAGUAUCGCCUCAGACUAUGCUACUGCGAGAAAUACAGUUCACUCCGAAGAUCAAUCGAAGCAGUGGCAGCAAAGCAAUGACGCAAGCACAACUGUUCGACGCUAUGGCAGCUGCUCAAAUGCGAGAGGCAACUGUUAUUGCAAGAACAAACUCAGGAGCCAAGCGGUCGUCUCUGGCCAGUGGCAACGUGCAGUCUGCUUCGGCACAUUCUGGAGAACAAGAGAGCCCAAACCAAGACAUCUCGUCACAGUCAGGUUUAUCGCAAAGGCCAUCAUAUCGAUCAAAAACAACACAUCCAUUGCCGAUUGCAAGUGCACCGCAAUCAAGAAGUAUACAGACUCCCGACAUAACGGUUCAGCUGCCCAAAUUAUCACCGUAUUCAGAGCGAACGGAUACUAUUGACCCAGGGAUAUUUGAAGCAUUGAGCAUGGGUAGGAGUGAGCAGAGAAGUCGGAUCAGCCCUUCUUAUCAACGAAAGCGAAACUCCAAGACAUUCACAGCACGACGACCUGGGAAGCGCUUAUCCCCAAUCACCCUCACCAGGAAAUCGCUCAUAGAUACGAUGUCCAGCGACGCAGGGAGGCUGACGUCUUCUCUGUCACGUGCCGACAGGUCCUCAAAAAUGCGAUUUGGGAGGGAAAAGAUUGUCAAUAGAAUUCAAAAAGGAAGAAAGACAACCUCAACUCUUCUGAGAGAUCUCGACGAUUUAGUGCGUCAGGAACAAAUAUUCAUCACGUCAAUGAGCAACCAGAAGAGUUCCACGAGUAAGAAGGGCCUGGUGGUGUGA